CCGGCCGGGAGCGCGCGGCGCGCUCCCCGCGCGCGGGAGCGCGCCGGCCGCGCCGGCGAUGGCGUCGCCGAGGGCCCAGCUGACCAGAGGCGCGCCCCCGCUGUCGCCUUGCCAGAUCCUGAAGCACGAGCGCGGCGAGCGCGGCUGCAAGAGCCUUCGACGCUAACGGGGAGACGUACUGCCUCCAGGAGGUCCUCGGCGAAGGCAGCUACGGGUCCGUCUACCGCUGCGAGCGGGCCCGGGACGCGGCGGUGUUCGCGGUGAAGAUCAUCGACACCAUGCGCAUCGGCUUCGUCGGUGGCCCGGAGGGCGUGCGCGCGGCGGAGCAGAUGGCCUCGCGCGAGGUGGACGCGCUGCGCAAGGUCUCCAGCCACCCGGGCAUCAUCUCCCUGGAGGGCGCGUUCUUCUCGGACAGCACGCGCCAGGUGUUCAUCGUUACCGAUUUCGUGCCCGGCAGCCACCUCUUCUCGCAUGUGGUGCAGAGGACGGUACCCCUGAAGGAGGCGGAGGCGUCGCACAUCGUGGCCCAGCUCUCCGACGCCGUCUCGUUCUGCCACGCCCUUGGCGUGGUGCACCGGGAUCUGAAGCUUGAGAAUGUGCUCGUGUCGAGCAUCGACGUGCGCCUGGUGGAGCGCCAGGACUCCAGCGGCGUGUCGGGCUGGCACACGGAGGAGCUGUUCUCCGUGAUCGUGUGCGACUUUGGGUUCGCGAAGUCCCUGGAGCGCUUCACCACCCGCACGCCCAUCGGGACGGUGUCGUACACCGCGCCGGAGGUCCCAAUCGAGCGCGACGAGGCGAG
Molecule: messenger RNA, 799 nt
Organism: Prorocentrum cordatum
Lineage: Eukaryota; Dinophyceae; Prorocentrales; Prorocentraceae
Source: the annotation of a GenBank genome assembly